UCGCUCCUGAUUGGUCGAGGACCGCAAGAGGGCGCUGAUCGACCUAUCCUUAGCGAGCAGGAAGAUGAUAAACGAAACUAGUUCGACUCUGGCCGGGAGCGUCCUACUAGAAGACACCGGACCAGGAGAAUGGCGCAUUACAGGGCUUCAGACUCGAAGAGGGAGCAGUUCCGGAGGUACCUGGAGAAAGGAGGUGUUCUGGACAGUCUGACCGGUGUACUGGUGUCUCUGUACGAGCAACCGGAGAAGCCGAGCAACGCGCUGGACUUCCUGAAGCAGCAGCUGGGCGCCGCUGGGGAGGAGAUGGAGGAGACGCAGGCCCUGCGGCAGGAGCUGGCCAGGCUGAGGGAGCAGUGUGAGGUCCUGGGGGAGGAGAACAAGGAGCUCCGCUCCCGGCUCCAGCGCUACGAGCCCGCCCCAGACGCCCCCCCCGCUGCCGAGUAGCACGCCACAGAACCCCCCCCCGCUGCCGAGUAGCACGCCACAGAACCCCCCCCCGCUGCCGAGUAGCACGCCACAGAACCCCACCAAAGUGCAACUUUUAGUUUAUUUUAUGUGUUGUUUUAAAGCCUUUAACUGGAAGGCCCUGUGUUUUCUACUGAGUGUUUAUUUCAUUGUUUCUUAACCUCAAGUUAUUUUGUACAGAUUGUAUGCAGGUCGUUUUAUAGGGUUCCACUGACCACGUGGUUCUGCCCUAGCGUCUGCUUUUUUGCGAGCAGAUCAUGAGCAUCAUUUCUAAUGUUUUGUAUAUCAAGCAUAUUUUGCUGUCCCUUCGCAUUAAGAUGAUCCACUCAGGAUGGGAUUCUGCUUCAUUUUCAGAAUGUAUGAUUAUCAUUUGUGUUCCUAUUGAAUGAUAAACAUUUACAAAAGUGAGGAUGUAUGUCGUAUGAGUAGUUCCUCUAAUGUGAGCACUAAGUCAUGUAAUGAAAUAUUGUUUCUUCACCUCAACAGUGGACCUGAUUGUUUUGUUGGCUCAAACCAAUAAAUGGUUGGACCAGA
Gadus macrocephalus (Pacific cod) is the source of this 999-nucleotide messenger RNA. Its product is annotated as c-Myc-binding protein-like. Lineage: Eukaryota; Metazoa; Chordata; Actinopteri; Gadiformes; Gadidae. Gene Ontology annotation, biological process: regulation of DNA-templated transcription. Gene Ontology annotation, cellular component: nucleus. The transcript is spliced from 5 exons. Bases 130 to 444 code for a protein of 104 amino acids. Gene Ontology annotation, molecular function: transcription coactivator activity. The record is from RefSeq and is a predicted model, not a curated record.